Molecule: messenger RNA, 6521 nt
Organism: Myodes glareolus (Bank vole)
Lineage: Eukaryota; Metazoa; Chordata; Mammalia; Rodentia; Cricetidae
Gene: Ggcx
Product: gamma-glutamyl carboxylase
Biological process (GO): peptidyl-glutamic acid carboxylation
Molecular function (GO): vitamin binding; gamma-glutamyl carboxylase activity
Source: RefSeq, a predicted model, not a curated record
GCCGCGCGAGUGUUGACGUGUAGAGGGGGCGGGGCCUAAGAAGAGUUGAGGGUUUCCACUUGCUCGCACCCGGCUGCAUAGGGCCAACUAUCUCUGCAGUCAUGGCUGUGCAUCGUUGCUCUGCACGGACCGUUACCUCCUCAGAUAAAAUGCAGAAAAACAAGUCUGCACGGACAUCAGGGCUCAGCCAGGGCAGCCGCAUGGAGAAACUUUUGGGGUUUGAAUGGACAGAUUUAUCUAGCUGGCAGAGUGUCGUGACCCUGCUUAACCGACCAACGGACCCCGCAAACCUGGCUGUCUUUCGUUUUCUUUUUGCGUUCUUGAUGCUACUGGACAUUCCCCAGGAGCGGGGCCUUAGCUCCCUGGACCGAAAAUACUUGGAUGGGCUGGACGUGUGCCGGUUUCCUUUGUUGGAUGCCUUGCGCCCUCUGCCGCUUGACUGGAUGUACCUUGUCUACACCAUCAUGUUUCUGGGGGCACUGGGCAUGAUGCUGGGCCUGUGCUACCGGCUAAGCUGUGUGUUAUUCCUGCUACCCUACUGGUACGUGUUUCUCCUGGACAAGACAUCGUGGAACAACCACUCCUAUCUGUAUGGUUUGUUGGCCUUUCAGUUGACAUUCAUGGAUGCAAACCAUUGCUGGUCUGUGGAUGGCCUGCUGAAUGCCCAGAAGAAAAAUGUCCAUGUGCCCCUUUGGAACUACACCGUCCUGAGAGGCCAAAUCUUCAUUGUAUAUUUCAUUGCGGGUGUGAAAAAGCUGGACGCAGACUGGGUUGAGGGCUACUCCAUGGAACAUUUGUCCCGGCAUUGGCUCUUUAGUCCCUUCAAGCUGGUGCUGUCCGAGGAGCUGACAAGCCUGCUGGUGGUGCACUGGUGCGGCCUUCUCCUCGACCUCUCGGCUGGCUUCCUGCUCUUCUUUGAUGCCUCAAGAUCCGUUGGCCUCUUCUUCGUGUCCUACUUUCACUGCAUGAACUCGCAGCUCUUCAGCAUAGGUAUGUUUCCCUAUGUCAUGCUGGCCAGCAGCCCCCUCUUCUGCUCAACUGAAUGGCCACGGAAACUGGUAGCCCGAUGCCCUAAAUGGCUGCAAGAACUGCUGCCUACCAAAGAUGCUCCUCGGCCCAGCCCUUGCUGUGUCUAUAAGAGGACCCGGGCCAAAGCUGGUACAAAGGUGGGGCUGCGCCACCAGCUGGGAGCCGUCUUCACCCUGCUCUACCUUCUGGAGCAGCUCUUCCUGCCAUAUUCCCACUUCCUCACCCAGGGUUACAACAACUGGACAAACGGGCUGUAUGGCUAUUCCUGGGACAUGAUGGUACACUCUCGCUCCCACCAGCAUGUAAAGAUCACCUACCGCGAUGGCCUCACAGGCGAGCUUGGCUACCUUAACCCUGGGGUAUUCACACAGAGCCGGCGAUGGAAGGACCAUGCAGACAUGCUGAAGCAAUAUGCCACUUGCCUGAGCCUGCUGCUUCCCAAGUACAAUGUCACUGAGCCCCAGAUCUACUUUGAUAUUUGGGUCUCCAUCAAUGACCGCUUCCAGCAGAGGCUUUUUGACCCUCGUGUGGACAUCGUGCAGGCUGUCUGGUCCCCCUUCAAGCGCACACCUUGGGUGCAGCCACUCUUGAUGGACUUAUCUCUCUGGAGGACCAAGUUACAGGAUAUUAAGAGCAGUCUGGACAACCACACUGAGGUGGUCUUCAUUGCAGAUUUCCCUGGGCUUCACCUGGAAAAUUUUGUGAGUGAAGACCUGGGCAACACUAGCAUCCAGCUGCUGCAGGGAGAGGUCACUGUGGAAUUGGUGGCAGAACAGAAAAACCAGACUCUUCAGGCGGGAGAAAAAAUGCAGUUGCCUGCUGGAGAGUACCAUAAAGUCUAUACUAUAUCAUCGACUCCCUCCUGCUAUAUGUACAUCUUUGUCAACACAACAGAGGUUGCACUGGAGCAGGACCUGGCAUAUCUGCAAGAAUUAAAAGAGAAGGUGGAGAAUGGAAGUGAAACAGGGCCCCUGCCUCCAGAACUUCAGCCAAUUUUGGAAGGGGAAGUAAAAGGGGGUGUUGAGCCAACACCUUUGGUCCAGACCUUUCUAAGACGGCAGCGUCAACGCCAAGAAAUCGAACGCCGGCGAAAUAGCCCUUUCCAUGAGCGACUCCUCCGCUUCUUGCUGCGAAAGCUGUAUGUCUUUCGACGCAGCUUCCUGAUGACUCGAAUUUCACUCCGAAAUCUGCUAUUAGGCCGCCCUUCCUUAGAGCAGCUAGCCCAAGAGGUGACAUAUGCAAACUUGCGACCAUUUGAACCAGUUGAUGAGUCAAGUGCUUCAAACACCGAUUCUUCAAACCCUAACCCUUCAGAGCCAGAUUCUGAGCAUGUUCACUCUGAGUUGUGAGGGCAGUCCAGAUGUUCUGUGCAGAUGUGGGGGCAUCCUGGAUAUUUUUAUUUGCAAAAAAAUGGUCUAUUUUGAGAUAGGGUUUCACAAUACUAUACAGGCUGGCCUGAGACUCAUGCUGUUCCCUCUGCUGAGCGUUUUGUGAUUACAUGAAUAUCACCAAACCUAGUUUUUUUUUUCCUUUUAUAUUCCCCACCCCUUAUAAGUACAAGAUGAUAGCUUACAGAAUCCAAGGCAACAGGGAAUUUGAAUCCCAAGAUUGAUGGCUCUUUUUAGAAGCAGUAUGAACUGUCUUCUUACAGCAAGGGAAUCUUUGUGUAGCCCUCACUGUCUUGGAACUCUCACCUUCCUCUGCCUCCCAAGUCCUGGGAUUAAAGGUGUGCACCACCAUUGCCUUGUUUAUAGUCAUUUUAAAGCUAGUUCUUUAGGAAAAGGAAUUUACCACAAUAACAGCUGAAACCAUGUGCUUGCUAUGUACCUGGAUUAUCAUACUUUGUACUUUAAGAGGUAUUGGCUUUAUUUUGCCUUUGAAGAAAGGAAAGCACGUAAAAUUCAUCCAAAGGCAUCCAGGAGUGGGUUGACAAUUUGAACUGCAAUUUGUUGGACUUAGGUCUUAUAUGUUGUUGCUUAAUAAUUUUCAGAACCACUGACAGUAAAGCUGAAGCAGUAUAGCUUAAAACUUGUAUUAACUCCAAGUGAUUAGGAUGAUCAGCUACUAAAUGCACAAAGUAAUGUUUUAUUUACAAUUCCUUUUUGUAGCCAGCAAGUUUUUCAGUAGCAGUGGUAUUAGAAUAGCACUACUAAAUAGGUAAGCCAGAUGGCUUUGGUAUAAAUCAGCUUAGUGAAUCACAGCUCUCUAAGCCAUGUUUUCCUUACAUUUGUCAAACCCCAUCACAUCUAUCUUCUGUUCAUCCUAUUUUUAUCUCUACUAUUGGCUUAUUCCUUCACCCUUUAUACUAGAGUCUAGUUACGGAUAGACCAAGGCAGACGCCCACCCCUUUUUUUCCCCAUAGGUUGAGCCCAAGUAUGGACAUCAAAAGUCCCUCUUAAUGCAUACAAAUCAUUGUAUAUAGGCUAUUGAUGGCCACGUACAGUAAACUCUGAUCCAAUUUUCUAACAGGGAAAACCGUUCUGUGUUUUAUUAAGAGACAACUUUUCUCUAUUAACAGCCCUAGCUGCUCUGGAAUUUACUCUUUACACCAGGCUGGCCUCAAACUCAUAAUCUUUUCUUACAGUACCACUAUGUCCUUUCCAGGUUCAGCUAUUUCCUUGUUCCCUUAACCUGUCACCCUUGACUAGCAAAAAGUUAUUUGGGAGGAUGUCUUUCAAAUGCAUGCUGGGAAAUGAGCCCAAAUUUCAUGCAAAGUACUCAGCUUGUACAAAGAUGCUGUUUUUGUGCUACCUUUUCUCAAGAGAAAUGUUAGGAUGAAUUAGAAAUGAAGACAUUACUAGAUAAGCUACUUCGAGUUUAGUUGAUAGAGGUGCUAUUAGCCCACCAUGCAAGAAGUUCUGGGCUUGAUACUCAGCACUGUGCAGGUGGAGCUGUAAUCUCAAAAGGUGACAAGAUCAGUUCAAGGCCAGCAUGGGAUAGGUGAGACCCUAUCUGGUUGAAAGAAGUUGUAUUAGUAUUGCUAGAGAAACUAGGCUCUCCCAACAGUUGUUCUGGGAAUGGAUUAUUGAUGUCUUUAAAAAGCUAAGGGGCCUAGUAUUAUGCAUCUAGCCAAAUUACAAAUUCCUUUUCAUGUUAAGAACUUGUACCUGACCUUACCAUCUCUCCAGCGUAUACCUCUUGCCUGUGCUUAGCCUUGUACUCUGAGGACAUAUUGUCCUAUGCUACUCUGAAAGGCCAGUCAUCUCAUAGUUUAAUAAUUUUGACCUUAUCUAGGCCAGACUAUCCCCAAACAUAAAUUAUGUAGCAGAGAAUCUUUAACUUCCAGUUGUCCUGAACACUCAUAUUACAGGUGUCCAUUACCAUGCCUGAAUUUUUUUCGAGACGGGGUCUAUUAUAUAGCCCUGGCUAUCCUUGAACUAUGUAGAUGGCCAACUUCAAACUCAAAUUUAUGGCAGUCUGUUUUCUGACAUUUAGAAUCACAGGCAUGUGCUACUACAUACAACUCAGCAAUUAUUGCUGGUCCUGCUCCUAAUCAUCUACCACCUUCCUGUCUUUAGCCAACAAGGUUAUUCGCAAUGUAAUGGCACCUAAGACUUGAGAUAAAGAAUUGCUAAUUUAGUCUGCUGUCUCUCAAAUGCUGGGAUUCCAACUGAGCCACAAAGGCUUUCUAGGCUCCUUGAAAUCACCAAACCUUUACCAGACAAUGCCAUAGGUUUUCUGCUACUAAUUUUAAUAAGGUUCAGUUAAAAAACCUUUUCAACACUAAAAACUAAAAAGUGCCUUCUUGUUACCACAUAAGCCCCCACCCCCUUCAGGGAAACCCACAUUUCUUGAAUUCUAGAGAAUUUUCCCCAUUUAGAUAGCAGGGGCAUACUAAUACUAGUUCUGGCUAGUCCAUUGCUUGAGGGAUGGGGAGGAGACACCUAACUCCAAAGCAUACAACAUGUAAGUGUUCACUCCAAGCUUCUAAACCAUGACCUUAUUGUUGAAAACCUUUUCUUUGGCAAUGGCAGUGGAACAUAUGUAGAUUUUACCAUGGCAAAUAACAAACGGAUACAGUUUGGGUAGAACCUAGCAUUUUAUUUAGAUCUUCAUUAAACUGUUGGAAUUGAGAACCAGACAUACGUAAUAAACCUCCAAAAAUAGAUCCUGAAAGGCACUUUCUUGCUUAGGGCAAGCAGUCACAUGGAAUAAGCAUGUAAACAAGCUGGCUUCUCUGUACCACACCAGCCAAGUCAGCUUUCUCCAUGGCCAGCUGCACCAGCUCUGCCCUCUCUUCUGUUAACACCAGCCAGACCCCCUGUAGGUCUAACCCAAGGUUUUUCUGUAGGACACCUUGGCCUACCUGGGAAUGCUGGAAACAUGUUAAAGGAAUCAUGGUGUUGAGGAAAAAAAAAAUCUUUUAAAAGCUGCCAUCUGAGGUGAUGGCUUCUCUGUACUUACGCCAUACCCCAGAAUACAAUAAAUAAGCAAUUAGAAAAUGUUCAAGUAUGAAGGGAUUUUCUCCUCCCCGCCAAAAGCACUGCUCUCUGAAGGAAGCUGGUUUCUCUGUAGCUACACCAGCUGUUCAGAAAGCUCAUUGGACCUGGUUUUGAAAAUAAAACAAAGUUAAAACCCUGGGAGGAGCUAUUGUGCAGUGGAGUACUGUCUUUCUUAUAAAGAAAAAAAAGUUACCUGGUACCAAAGUGUGCAACCUACAGACCCUCAGGUACUGCCCUGUGACUUCUCUGUAUGACAUCACAAGGGUGCCAAGUGCCUGUUUUUCUAGACUAAGAAGUUGGUGAGGUUUGGCUAGUGCUGAAACCAUGCAUAGGAUUGGUUUACUAAAUAAAACCUUAUUACGUACGUCCUCCAAAGACAGCUGAAAAGUGGAGAGAUUUUGAUUUGGUGCUGUUUAAAAGGUGGCAAUUAAUAGCAUAAGCACCAGGGAGAUGGUUUAAUUGUAACUGCCUUUUUUUUGAAGUCAGGCUAGAGCUCCAACUGAAACUUGCGUUUCAUGCAAGAUUGAUUGGAUAGGGACCACUCCCUGACAAAGAACUACAUAAUUAGAAAUGACCAAGUUACAGGGAGGAUAAGGAGAGGGGCUUCACAUUCAAUAAAUAGAGCUCAAGACAUUACAAAUUCAUGCUGACAGGGCUAUGGCAUUGCCAAAGUCUAUAGUCAAACUACGAGUACUUUACGUGCACAUUACAAGGACAUUUUCAGCAUCUGGUGGGAAAGUAAUUGCAAUUAGGACUUUGGAGGAUUAGGUGAUAGGACACAAAGAUUCGAUUUCAAAGCAUUAUUCACUACAGUGUUUGUUUCUAGGCAGUUACAUGGAUCACCUAUGCUCACUAUAUCCAUUAUAAUGGUGAACAAAACACCUAGGGACAGAAUAGCAAGCCCAACUUACAGUUCCCCACAAAAGCUAAAAUUCAUGUCAUUGAUUAGAGUGACUGCAACUGAUCAGGAGCUGAAAGAGGACAGAAAAAUUUAGGAAAAGGGCCCUUUCCCUCAGAGCUUGAAGGCUUCUCUGUAGCCUACGCCAACAA